AUGUCUUUCCCAUUAAUCUGUUUAGGUAACCCGUUGCUCGAUCUCCAGGUCGAUGCUACCAAGUCUUUCUUGGAAAAGUACGACUUAAAAGAUGAUGACGCCAUUCUCGCCAGUGAAAAGCACAUGCCAAUCUACAAAGAAGUCUUGAACAUGGACGGUGUCAAGCUUGUUGCCGGUGGUGCUGCCCAGAACACCGCCAGAGGUGCCCAAUACCUCUUGCCGGCCGACUCUGUUGUCUACUUCGGUUCCGUCGGUAAGGACGAGUACUCCGCUAAGCUCAACGAAGCCAAUGCUAAGUACGGCUUGAGAACCGAGUACCAGUUCCAGGAGAACCAUGCCACUGGCAAGUGUGCUGUUUUGAUCAACGGCCACAACAGAUCUAUGGCGACUGACUUGGCUGCUGCCAAUCACUUCACGCCAGAGCACCUCCAGAUCCCAGCUAACUGGAAACUUGUCGAGAACGGUACCCACUACUACAUCGGUGGGUACCACUUGACCGUGUCCCCACCAGCUAUUAAGCUCCUUGCGGAACACGCCUCUGCCAACAACAAGACUAUCGCCAUGAACCUCUCCGCGCCAUUCAUUCCAGAGUUUUUCAAGGGUGCUUUGGACGAGAUUGUGCCAUACAUCGACUACAUCAUCGCCAAUGAAUCUGAGGCCGCUGCCUACGCCAGCUCCCACGGCUUACCAGAGUCCUCCACCGUUGCCGAAAUCGCUCAGCACAUUGCCAAGCUCGAAAAGGUCAACGCCAAGAGACCAAGAACCGUUGUCUUCACCCAGGGAUUGGACCCAACCAUCACUGCCACCUACGACGCCACUGCCGACAAGUUAGAUGUCAAGGAGUACCAAGUCUACCCCUUGGAGUCUUCCAAGAUUGUCGACACCAACGGUGCCGGUGACGCUUUUGCUGCUGGUUUCAUGGCCGCGUUGGUCGAGGGUAAGAACUUGGCCCAAGCUGUUGAUGUCGGUCAAUGGAUGGCCGCCCUUUCCAUCCAGGAAGUCGGCCCAACCUUCCCAUUCCCAAAGAAGUCCUACGCUUAG
Molecule: messenger RNA, 1041 nt
Organism: Babjeviella inositovora NRRL Y-12698
Lineage: Eukaryota; Fungi; Ascomycota; Pichiomycetes; Serinales
Gene: ADO1
Product: adenosine kinase
Exons: 1
Coding region: 1-1041 (346 amino acids)
Biological process (GO): purine ribonucleoside salvage
Cellular component (GO): cytosol; nucleus
Molecular function (GO): adenosine kinase activity
Source: RefSeq, a predicted model, not a curated record